Molecule: messenger RNA, 6295 nt
Organism: Talpa occidentalis (Iberian mole)
Lineage: Eukaryota; Metazoa; Chordata; Mammalia; Eulipotyphla; Talpidae
Gene: RPE
Product: ribulose-5-phosphate-3-epimerase
Exons: 6
Coding region: 76-762 (228 amino acids)
Biological process (GO): carbohydrate metabolic process; pentose-phosphate shunt; pentose-phosphate shunt, non-oxidative branch
Cellular component (GO): cytosol
Molecular function (GO): metal ion binding; D-ribulose-phosphate 3-epimerase activity
Source: RefSeq, a predicted model, not a curated record
UGUGCGGCCAAUCGGGGCGACGCCUUCAUUUUGCUGGGAGACUCGUGGGGUAACUUGCACUUGUGAACCAGCACCAUGGCGUCUGGCUGCAAGAUUGGCCCGUCCAUCCUCAACAGCGACCUGGCGAAUUUAGGGGCCGAGUGCCUCCGGAUGCUGGACUCUGGGGCCGACUAUCUGCACCUGGAUGUAAUGGACGGGCAUUUUGUUCCCAACAUCACCUUUGGUCACCCUGUGGUAGAAAGCCUCCGAAAGCAGCUAGGCCAGGACCCUUUCUUUGACAUGCACAUGAUGGUUUCCAGGCCAGAACAGUGGGUAAAGCCAAUGGCUGUAGCAGGCGCAAAUCAAUAUACAUUUCAUCUCGAGGCCACUGAGAACCCAGGGGCUUUGAUUAAAGACAUUCGGGAGAAUGGGAUGAAGGUUGGUCUUGCUAUCAAACCAGGAACUACAGUUGAGUAUUUGGCACCAUGGGCUAAUCAGAUAGAUAUGGCCUUGGUUAUGACAGUGGAACCUGGGUUUGGAGGACAGAAGUUCAUGGAAGAUAUGAUGCCAAAGGUUCACUGGUUGAGGACUCAAUUUCCAUCUCUGGACAUAGAGGUCGAUGGUGGAGUAGGUCCUGACACUAUCCAUAGAUGUGCAGAGGCAGGAGCUAACAUGAUUGUGUCUGGCAGUGCAAUUAUGAGAAGUGAAGACCCCAGAUCUGUGAUCAACCUCUUAAGAAAUGUUUGCUCAGAAGCUGCUCAGAAACGUUCUCUUGAUCGAUGAAACCACAGGGAAUCCAGUGUUGCUUCUCAUGAAAUCUUUCAACUGGAAAACAGGAAUAUUGACUACCAAAUCAUAAUCACAGUUGAGGCAGUGCUGCUUCUCUAAGCAAUUAUUUGUUCCAGUGACUAAAAUCUAUUCCAAGAGGUUAGAAAUUGGGGUGUAUAACUACAUUUUUAGUGAUGGAAUAUAAAGAUUGUGUGGUAAAAUACAUUUUACUGGGGGACUUGAUUUUUAUAAAGAGUAAACAUAUGGCUGUAUUAAGAUUAUAAGCAGAAAUGUGUCUUAAUGCCUAAGGAAGGCAUAUUAGCUACUAUGAAAAACAUGUUUUUUCCUGCAUUUCUAAGAAUAUUCUGUUGUUUCUUGACUAUUUUCCAAAAUCAAAAAGAAUUCCUCGUGUUUUUCUUGUUUUUUUGUCAUUUUUGAUUUGUGUAUAUGCCUGAUAAUAUAAGUAGAACAGAACUUAGGAGAAGUCCAAGUUUGAAUCUGGCUGGGAUGGCUUCCAAAACAUUUAUUUUCUGUGCACCUUAUAUUUGAUACCUAAAGACUAUAAAGACAAUGUAUGGCAUCCAGGGAUUUUCAGGAGGUCUGUUCUAAAAUGCAAGUGUAGAUUUUAUCAGUGUUUUCUUUGCUGGCUUUACUGAGGGGGCAGGUUAUUCAGUGAUCUCCCCCUUUCUUAAUCAUGCUGAUCAUUAAGGACUUGAAAUAUUGUGCUAGCUCUGAGACAAAGGAAUGGAAGGCCUCUACUGAGAAGUAAUGUAAAGUUCAGUCCUGCCCUUAGCAAAUUAAAAUAAGCAGUCUUUGAGAUGCUAUUAACUAAUAUAUACAUUGAAUGUAACUGUAACUAUCAGGAGUAUGUUAAGGAUUAAAAGAAAGAACUGAUAAAUGUAAAGUUUCUAUUACUAUUCCUAGAAUUGUAGGAUUGAGGAAUUGAUUCUCCAAUAUAAAUCAGCUAUUAUGGUAGGGUUUUAUUGUAGAUUACAAAGUACUUUCAUGAAAUCUCAUUAAAAUCUGCAAAUCAGUUUCCUGAGUAGUAAGACAGGUGUUUUAAGUCCCCUUUAAAAAAGUAAAGAAGGUAAAAGCUCAGGAAAGGCUGGUACCAUGGAAAGAAUUCAGUAGGGCAUAGGACUUCCAGUCUAUAAUUUUUUUUUUUUAAACAAAUGAAGCCCAUAAGAAGUAGAUUAAGCAAAGAAAGCUUGCUUUACUUAACACUGUCUUAUUUCCAGUCUAACUUUACCCAGUAGCAGAAGCGCAUGGCUGAAAAUAUUCUGGAACUAUGGAUUCUGACCCAAAGGAUCUGUAUUUUAUUAAUCCAAGAAAGACCAGGUGGCUGAGAUGACAAGGUACAGAGCUAAUUCAUAAACUAGAUAUUUAAAGUUGUUUCCCGGAUUACACUUCAACAACAGAUAGGUAUCAGCUACUUCAUUCAUGUGAAAACACUCUUGCUUAUAUAACAUGUGUCGAUAAAAUAGGAUGUGUCAUUUAACAUGUUUAGGCCAUUACGAGUUUUGAGUUUGCUUGUUUUUUCUAGAUUACAAGGUAAAAUUUGUGUAUGUUAGUUUUUUUUCUGGCUUUAAUUUUGUGCCAUCAAUCGGUAGUAUUUAAUCAAAUCAGAUAACACAAAGCAUAUAGAAAUAACUUUAAUUAAAAAACUUACAUAGAAGAUUAUAAUAUCAGACAUGACAGAAAGAUUUGAGUUUAUUUGCCUGGACAAUUUGAGUUUGUCUGGCUUACGCUUUUUUAAAAAAUAAAUGUACAGUAAAACUACAAGAAAAAUUGUCAGUAUUGAAUUUGAAUUUUUUUUUCUUUUUAAAGGGACCAGUAUAAUUUCUAAUCCCUAACAAAAACUUAGUGUCAUAUCCCCCAGACUAGGCCAUAAGGCCAGGAUUGUCAAUUACAUAGAUACUUACAACUUGUAUAACCUUUUAUACAUGAGAAAAAGGAUUUCAUAUAAAUUGUCAACUUUUACAUAGGAAAAAAAGAUGUAUUUGCUUCAAAAGGAAUUUCCUUAGUGUAGACUCCAAUAUCCAAUAUUGAAGCAUUAUCUUUUGAAACAUUUUAAUUCUCAUUCUUGGAUACAAGUAAGAAUAAUAGAUGCUUAAUUGAAUAAAGUAAGCUAUGGUAAGGAAUGACCAAAUUAACUAGAAACGCCACCAUAUUUUCUAUACUGAUAAGACUUUCCUAUUUGCUGCUUAAGUUGGUGUUUUUCAUGAGAUACAUAAAAUAGAUAUUUAACUGUACCUUGCCUGUCUUACUCUGUUCGGAGUAAAUAGAAAUAACUGUGUUUAGUCCAACAGCUAUCAGUGAUUUCAAAUAAAGGAAUAUUGUGUUAUCUGGUAUAGAAAUUUCCAUAAAUAUUUCUACUAUUGGUUAAACAUACUUAAAAAAAUUUUACUUUCCAUAGUCAAAACUUUUAGAUGUUCAUUAUCAGUAGAAACCUGUGCUGCUCUAUUUAUACUGCAGCUUACAUUCUUGGGAUAGUUUAUGCAUACAUUUUCAAGUGGAGUGGGUCACGCCAGUGUUUUUUUAAAACUGUGUGUGUGUGUGUGUGUGUAUGUAUAUACUGUACACACAUUUGUAUACGCUAAUAUUUUCUGAGGCAAUUUUAAUGGAUUACUGUGUGUAUAGAAAAAAAGCUGUCAUUUGAUCUACAGGGUAUGUGUAUAUGUAUGUGUGGGUCUAAAGUUUUUUAAAAAAUAUUUACCCAGUAAUGUGAUUUUUAUAUCAAAUUGCAGUAGUUAAUUUUUUGGGUGCUUGUGAUUUAGAUCAUAAACACAAACAACUAGCAAUUGCCUGUAGGUAAAACUAGUUACUCCUGAUGUUCAAGAGGAAAAAGAAAUAAGCCUUGCCCGUUUCACAAACAGCAUAAGAGAUUAAUACAUGCAGGACAUGCUCUUACUCUGGAAAUGUGACUGAAGGAAGUGGGGUGGGGGAUGGAGAACAGGGUUUUAUUUUCCCUCCUGUUUUCCACUCAGUUACAUAGUGUUCUUAACCUGAUACCUGUCACCUAUUUUUUUUAAUGUGAGUAAGUCCUAGACCAAAGGUUUUGUACUCCAUUCCGUCGGCCUGCCUUUUUGGAUGGUGGCCAUUCUCUGGUACACUGGCACAGAAGACUUCACCAUGGAAAGCUGGGCUUGAUCUUUCCAUCUGAUCAUGCUUUUCUUCUUGACAUAAUAAGGCUUCUGUUUCUUCAUCCUUCAGCGGAAAAACCCGUCGUUCCCACCACAAGGACUGAAAGAGAACACAGUAUCAGUUAAGUGCCAACUAAUUUGUUUUGUUUAAAUUUAUGUAUGUAGUAAUUAGAAAUGUCAAUUUUAUAAUAACUAUUACCUUUGUUCUUUAGUACAUAAACAUAAAAAUUUUCAUUUGCACCUAAAUGUCUAGCAACAUUUCAAAAUGGAUGAUGUGGACUUUAGAGAUUUUUUAAUUGACAUACAUUAUGUUAGUUUCAGAGGUGUAGAGCAUAAAGAUCUGAUAUUGGUAUAAUGUAAUAUGAUAACCACAAUGACUAAUUCCCAUCUUUGCAAGUUUUCAAAUUUGCAAAACUUUGUUAUUGCAUAUGGACCCCAUUAUAUAAGCUACAUCCUGUGACUUAUUUAUAACUUAAAAUUUAUACUUCUUGAACUCUUCACCUAGUUCAUUCAACCUCCUUACCCUCUUUCCUCUGGUAACAUUAUUCUUUUUUCUAUCUCUGAAUUAUAUUGCGUAUUCUAAGAUUUCAUACAUAAUUGAAAUUGCGUAGUAUGUCUUUCUCUGACUUACUUCAUUUAGCAUAAUACUCUCAAGUGUGGCCCAUCCGUGUCACAAAUGACAAGAUUUCAGUUUUAUGACUGCACAGUAUUCUGUGCGUGAAUUUAUCUCACGGUUUUUGGUUUGAAUUUCUUUUUUUUCUUAAUUUUUUUAUUAUUAUUUUUAAAGAUUUAUUGAUUGAUUGAUUGAUUUAUACAUACAUGCAUACAAGCACUGGGUACAGUCAGAAGCGCAGGAGGGUGAGAGAAUUCACCAGAGCCAGAGAGGGGAGCAGAGCAGGCAGAAAGACCGAAGUACACUGCUGAGGGGAGCAGUGGGCGGCAGGAGAGGUCUGCGCGCCAUGUGGGACCCUCCUCCGGUGGCCGGGGAGCAGCCGGGGAUCGGGGAUCGAACCGGCGCUGCAGAGGCUGCGGGCAGCUUCGCAACCCAGCACUCAACCGCUGCGCCACCGGGGAGGCCCUGGUUUGAAUUUCUUUGAUGAGUAAUGCUGAGUAUCUCUUCAUGUGACUGUCAGCCAUCUGUAUGCUUGCUUUUUUUUCCUGCCCAUUUUUCAGUUGGAUUGUUUGGGUUUUGUUGUUAUGAGUUUGAGUACCUUAUAUAUUUUUGAAAUUAUCCCCUCAUCAGAUAUGAUUUGCAGAUAUCUUCUCCCAUAUAGUAGGUUGCUUUUAUGGUGUUUUUUUGUUUUUUGUCUUUGCUAUACAGAAAUUUUUUAGCUUGAUGUAGUCCCAUUUAGUAUUUUAGUUUUUAUGACCCUUGCCUUUGGAGUCAGAUCCAAACAAAAUACCAGUAAGACUGUUAUCAAGGCUCUUACUGCCUGUUUUCUUUCAGGACUUUCAUGGUUUGAGGUAUUAUGGUUCCUUACAUCAAAGUUUUUAAAUCUACUUUGAGUGUGUAUAUGGUGUAAACACUAGUCCAGUUUCCUCCUUUUGUAUGUGGCUGUCCAAUUUUCUCAGCACCAUUUAUGGAAGACACUGUCCUUUCCCCAUUGUAUAUCCUUGGUUCCUUUGACAUAAAUUAACUAUACAUGUAUCAGUUUGUCUGUGCUCUUUAUUCCAGGAUCUAUGUUUGUUUUUAUGGCAGUAAGAAAGACAGUAAGUAAUGCGUUGCUUAAGAGUGGGGUAAGUUCUGAGAAAUAUUUUGUUAGGUGAUUUCAUGGUUGUGCAAAUGUUACGGAAUGUAAUUACACAAGUCUAAAUGACUUAGCCUGUGCAACACCUAUGUUAUAUAGCGUAGCCUGUUGUGACCACUAUUGUAUAUAUGGCCUGUCAUUGGCCAAAACGUCAUCAAAUGAUGCCUUACUGCUGUGCUCUUUUGGUUACUGUAGUUUUGAAAUACAGCUUGAAGUCAGGAAGCAUGCUACCUCCAGUUUUUUCUUAAGAUUGCUUUGGCUAUUGGUGAUCUUUUAUGGUUCUAUAGAAAUUUUAGGAUUUUAUUUCUGUGGAAAAUGCUAUUGGAAUUUUGAUAGAGAUUGCACAGAGUCUGUACUUUGCUUUGGAUAGUAUGAACAUUUUAAUAUUCUUCCCCCAACCCAUGAACAUGAAAUAGCUUUACAUUUCUUUGUGUCUUUACUUUUUCAGUCUUGCACAUUUUAGUGUACAGGUCUUUCACCUCCUUGGUUAAAUAUAUUCCUAGGUAUUUUAUUCUUUUUUUUUUUUUUUUUUUUUUUUUUAAGAUUUAUUUAUUUAUUUAUACAAGCACUGGGUACAGUCAGAAGCACGGGAGGGCGAGAGAAUUCACCAGAGCCAGAGUGGGGAGCAGAGCAGGCAGAAGGACCGAAGUACACUGC